AUGGAUUUUAUGCGAACACAGCCGCCUAUAAUGAAGGGCCAUUCCGACAAGAGCGGCUUUGAUACCCAUGAAGAGGGGAACAACAUCUUUAGCUACCAUGCCCCCGGUUGGCAGAUUCAAACCUCAAAGGCCUUCGACACUCAAGAAAGCAGUGUAAUCUCCGCAACCUAUAAUGCCAGCUAUGCCAUCCUGGGACUUGAGCCACCACCUAAACCGGUUCCGGGGACGCCACACCCUUUUUUCGUUACCAACGGCACACAUCCAGGUCUUUCAUGGAGAGGAGCUAGCUGGGCGGAUCGGUACGAGAUACUCGGGGAUAACGUGGGUUCCGGCGAAGUGUUUGUGCCGCUGGAUCCCCACGAACCUACGAAGCUUCUGAAGGUCCAGCCGGGCAAGCCGAAAUCGCAUGAGUCUCAUGGAGGGUGGGUGGAUAGGAAGUGGUGUGUCCCGGGCUCGACGUGCUGGAAAGCCAUGCACUUGUUCGACAAAGCCCAGAACGACUCCAUCGCCGAUUUCUCGACCUCCGGCAGAUCCAAAAAACUAUCCAAGUUCCACAUCAAUCCUCUCGCACAGUCAUCCGCCAAACCGAGCUACCAACUCCUCCCUUCAAUGUUCCCCACUAGCUCUUCAACCCGCAAACGCGCCUUCGAAGGCGCCUGGUAUUCCGUCCGUGCAAUCAACUCCGAUGGCGUGCCGGGAAAACUCUCUAGAGCUGUUUUCCUCAAGUCCAACUGGUUCAACUGGCAUUCCAAUAAAUGA
Molecule: messenger RNA, 759 nt
Organism: Puccinia graminis f. sp. tritici CRL 75-36-700-3
Lineage: Eukaryota; Fungi; Basidiomycota; Pucciniomycetes; Pucciniales; Pucciniaceae
Exons: 5
Coding region: 1-759 (252 amino acids)
Source: RefSeq, a predicted model, not a curated record